GUGAACACAAAUUCAAAUCGAAUUCUUACAAAAACUGUUUAAAAUUUACAACAAUUUGUAAUGACACAUCCAAAACGUGAUAAGUUAGGUUCCAACAAUAAGGAUACACGAUGGGACCGUAUACGCAAAAGACAUUGCAGUAAUAUUUCAACAAAUUUAAAAUCAGAUGCUGUUAAAAAGUUCAUAGAAAUUGAUUAUGUAGGAAGACACCAGCAAAAUAUACUGAAUGGCGACAAUCGUAUGGAAUCGAAUCUGGAUCCUGUCUUAGUAAUGAAUCUAAGACAUGAAAUGUUUAAAAGGAUACCACGUAAACUGCCCCUAGCAACGGUUGCCUACUCUAAGAAUUUGCAACAAUGCAAGGACCACAAUAUUGCUGUCGAAGAUCAUUAUAUUCAGAAUCAGUUAAAUCAAUUUCGUAUGCAUCUGCAAAAACAACACAAGCAGAACAAAAUGCCUGUAAAAAAAUUGCACUCUUUGCUAAUCGAUAAUACGGAUAUAAUAAAAAGUUUGGAGUCAACUCAUAAGCAUAUAGAGGAUUUUUACAACACUCCCAUAGAUGCUUUGCAGGAGGUACAUGACUUAUUUACUGGUGAAUUGGAAAAACAUGUCAAUUUGUUAAAAAAUGAAAACUCGAUCGAAAACAAAACGAAAGUGUUUGAAAAUAGUUAUUUACAAAAUGAUUUGGAGAAUUAUAUGGAAAAUGAUAAGCACAUAGUAGAUGUGGAAGUAGUAAAACCUUUAGAAGAACAAAAUCAAAUAUUAGUAAUUGAAGGCCCAGGGAGUGGUGAUCAUCUAAAACCGGAAGAAAAUGUUUUAGAUUUUAUGGCCGAGCGAAUGAAUGAAUUAAAUUUGAACAAUGAAAUAUACGAUUUACAUUCUCAAUCAAACCAUGAUGAAAAUUGUCAACGAACUCCCAGUCCCUUGGCAGAUACAGAUGAGGUUUUAAAGCCCUUAAGAGAGGUAAUAGAAGAACAAAGUGCUCUUAACUUAAGAUGUGUAAGAUUUGAUGAUGACACUAACGCGUGUCAGCUUAAAAGAGAAUCUUCGAUAUGCUCAAAUACCAGUGAUGGUAUCGAUUCUGUAAUAUCUGAUUUGGCUGAAGAAGCCUUGAAAGAACUACAAAUGGAGGAAGAGGUAAAACUAAUUGGCAUUUUGGAGGAAAACAAUUCAGAUGCAACUGAAACUAAUCAGAAUUUAACUUUAAAUGGAUGUUCUCUACAUAUGGGUAGUGGAGACUAUAAUGAUUUAGUAGUUACCGGUAAAUUAGCGCAUUAUGUCAAACCUCCUUUACAAGAAAGUGGAGAAAUAUCACUUUCUAUUUGCUCUUCUGAGGAAGCUGAAGACUACACAUAUUCAAACAGGGAAAAAUCGAAAAUCAUAGAUCAAUUAUUUCAAUCUCGAGCUCACAACAACACAUCUAUAAUGCGUAAAUAUUUUCUUAAAUGGGUCCAUUACACUACAAUUGAAAAAAUCGAGAUGGAACACGUAGAUGGUAGAGCUGAUCGUGUUAAAAAGAUAAACAUAUUCUUGGAUAAAAUACGUAUUGAAAAAACUCGUUUGAAAAAUUGUCAGAAAAAUACAGAAAGUGAGACAGGAUUUGAGAAUGACCAUAAGAAAAACGUGGAGAAAAAAGCCACCAUGGAGAAUAUCAAAGUAAAUAAAAAAUACCAAAACAAAAUAAAAGUUCAACAAGAUAUUAUUGAUUUGCAACGGCUAAAGUUGGAGCGACAGGAACGUAUAAUUAUGGAAUUAAAACUUCACAAAUUGUCUGAGGAAGCUAAAGAGGCUCGCCAAGAAUUGAAAAAUGAAUUAAAAUCCGUAAUACGUUCGGGCGAUCCCAAAUCCAGGGCUAAAGCCAAAUGUCUGCAAUUAAUAGGUAAUCUAAAAGACGAGGAGGAUGAUAAUUUGAAUAAACUGCAAGGUAAAGCUUUUUUGAUGCCUAAAUUCUUACAAAAUAUGCAAGAAAGGGCCUUAGAAAGAAGUAUACGUCAUGAACAAGCCAAACAGAGACGGUUGCAGCUGGAUGCCGAAAGAGAGGCUCAUAAAUUAGCUUUAGAGGAAGCCAAGCGUCUUGAGGAUGAAGAAGCUAAACGUCUACGCAUUGAAGCCUUAAAGGAAAAACGUCGCCAAGAGAAAAUGGCUAAAAUUAUUAAAGAACGUGAGCGACAAAAAUAUAUGGAAAAUCAAAGUAAAGCCCAUGAAUUCUAUAAACGCAACUUACUUAAACGCAUUGGCAUGGAGGGUUUCAAACGUCUAUUGCAGCGCAAAAGAGACAAUAUUAAAAAAUGUGAAGAACUUCGUUGCUCUUUAUAUAAGAAAACUUAUUUUCAAGCCUGGUUUAGUCUAUAUCGCAUACAUAAAGCCAGACGCAAUCAAAAGGCCGAUGAGUUAUACGAGAAAAUCUUAACACGCAAAUACCUACAGAUUUGGUUGCAGUACGUCUACGAAGAACGUAGUAAAUUUAAUGUAGCCGUAGACUACAAUGAAUUCAAACUAACCGAAAUAAUUUUCCGACAAUGGUGGGCAUAUACAAAACGAAUGCAAAUGGUUGAGGAGACUAAAAUGAAACAGGCCAUAUCGCAUCAUGAAUGGCAUCUAAAAUGGAAGGUAUUGGAUUGUUGGCAAAGACUACCGCAAAUUUUGAAGCUCGAAAAAGAGACCGAAGAAAGACGACAAAGAUGGCGCCUCAAAAUAUGGGAACUUUUACCCGAUUAUACACCAAACAGAGAUGAAUUGAAUUUUAUGUAAACACAUUAUUUAAACAUUUUCAGAAUUACUUAAUAAACUAAUUUUUAUAACAGAUUUUUAAAUUAAUGUAA
Calliphora vicina (urban bluebottle blowfly) is the source of this 2819-nucleotide messenger RNA. Its product is annotated as putative leucine-rich repeat-containing protein DDB_G0290503. The coding region runs from base 61 to 2748 and encodes 895 amino acids. The transcript has 5 exons. The record is from RefSeq and is a predicted model, not a curated record. NCBI's taxonomy places the organism in Eukaryota, Metazoa, Arthropoda, Insecta, Diptera, Calliphoridae.